AUGAUCAUUGCUCUAGCUGCUCAGAAGCAAUGGAAGAUAUUUCAGAUGUAUGUAAAGAGUGCAUUCUUGAAUGGUGUACUAGAAGAAGAAGUAUAUGUUGAGCAACCAGCAGGUUAUGUUAUGGAGGUUUCUUUGUACGUGGAUGAUCUUAUUUUUACUGGAAAUAACUCAGAGAUGAUCAAGGAAUUCUGGGAGGAUAUGGUGAAAGAGUUUGAGAUGACAUAUCUUGGAUUAAUGUCAUACUUUCUUGGCAUUGAUGUACAACAAACAGAAAGAGGUAUCUUUAUUAAUCAACAGAGAUAUGCAGAAGGAAUACUUAAGCAUUUCAAGAUGGAUAAUUGUAAUCCAAUUUUAACACCAACUAAAGAAAGGUUGAAGCUAACAAAAGAUGAAUCAGGAGAACUUGUGAACUCAACAUAUUUUAAGAGUCUUGUUGGAUGUCUGAGAUAUUUAACUUCUACAAGACCGGACAUUAUGUAUGCAGUUGGAUUAGUUAGUAGGUUUAUGGAGUCACCAAGACAGUCACAUCUACAAGUUGCAAAGAGGAUUUUGAAGUAUGUCAAAUGA
Papaver somniferum (opium poppy) is the source of this 567-nucleotide messenger RNA. RefSeq lists its product as uncharacterized. The transcript has 2 exons. The coding region runs from base 1 to 567 and encodes 188 amino acids. The record is from RefSeq and is a predicted model, not a curated record. NCBI's taxonomy places the organism in Eukaryota, Viridiplantae, Streptophyta, Magnoliopsida, Ranunculales, Papaveraceae.